AAAUAAAAUGAGAAAAUAAAAACGCACGGUCACCGAUCUCUCUCACUAAAUGAAGAAGAGAAUCUCUCCGACGAGAUCACCGGCGUUAUUCCGAUAACUUCGCCUGAGAGCCGUCGCAUGUUAUAAAUGGGUCUUCCUUUGUUGUCUUGUAGUACCACAAGAGUCACUCUCUCGUCUUCUUCUUCGUCUUGGUGUAGUCGCGGAAGCGGUGGAUUUAGGAGUAGUAAUUGUAGUUCUAAGCUUUUCGAUUCUCCGGCGAGUUCGAGAUCGGAUUUGAAGAAACGUAACGGGAAGAGUAAUUCACGGUUAAACGGACUUUCGUUAGAGAAAUUAAAGUCAGUUAAAGCGUCGUCGUCAUCCGCUGGACAGAGCAGCGGUGAAGUGAUCGACGACGGAGAUGCGGCGGCGCGUGGUUUAGCUGUUACUUCUGGAGAUGUAACGUCGGUGGGAAGUUUCAGUAGCGGCGAAUUUGUUGGAGCCGGUAGUGGCGGUUUAGCUGGACCUUCUGGUGAGGUUACUUCCGUCGGCGAAUUUGUCGGCGGAAGCGGUGGAGAUUUUAAAGCUUGGGAUAAGAUCGAUGCUAUUGUUAGGUUGAGUUAUGGAAUCGGAAUAUAUUGUGGAAUGGCUGUAGCAGGAAGAUUCAUAUGUGAAGUAGCAGGAAUUGAUUACACAGGAGGUUUUAAUGCUUCUUUGGAUACAAUUAUUGCUGGACUUGGUUAUGCUUCUCCACCUAUUAUGGCUCUUCUCUUCAUUCUUGAUGAUGAAGUUGUAAAAUUGUCGCCGCAUGCUCGUGCCAUUAGAGAUGUUGAAGAUGACGAGCUUAGAGGCUUCUUUCAUGGAAUGUCAGCUUGGCAGUUUAUCUUAGUAGUUGCGGCAAGUUCAGUUGGAGAAGAGCUCUUCUAUCGCGCUGCGUUUCAGGGUGCACUAGCUGAUAUAUUCCUAAGGGGAACAGAUCUCAUCUCGGAUUCUCGAGGAAUGGUCGCUUUGACUGGACUCUUGCCACCAUUUGUACCAUUUGCUCAAGUUUUUGCAGCCACUAUUACAGCCGCUCUCACUGGUUCUCUCUAUUACGUCGCUGCUUCCCCUAAAGAUCCAACUUAUAUAAUGGCACCUGUCUUGAAAACUCGCUCUGCCCGUGAUGAGCUGAAGAAGUUGUUUGCAGCGUGGUACGAGCGAAGACAGAUGAAGAAAAUCUACUCUCCUCUUCUCGAAGGGCUUUUGGGUCUAUACCUCGGCUUUGAAUGGAUUCAGACAAACAAUCUUCUUGCUCCUAUCAUCACACAUGGUAUAUACUCUGCCGUUGUAUUGGGGAAUGGUCUCUGGAAACUACACCAUCAUCAGCAAAGACUCCGGCUACGCGUUCAGAAACUUGAAACUGAAGGUGACGACAACUCAAGAUAGAUAAAUAACUGAAUAAACAUUAUCCUUUGUUUUAAAUUUUGUAAAGUGUCUUAUGUAUUGAGCCACCAUUGACUUGUACAAAUAGAUAGAAGCAAAGUAAAUGUAUAGAACCAUUAAGUUAAUGAGAGAGUAGCUAUGUGAAGCUUUUAUUUUAUGAUC
Messenger RNA from Arabidopsis lyrata subsp. lyrata, 1560 nucleotides. RefSeq lists its product as uncharacterized. Gene Ontology annotation, molecular function: metalloendopeptidase activity. Bases 127 to 1401 code for a protein of 424 amino acids. Lineage: Eukaryota; Viridiplantae; Streptophyta; Magnoliopsida; Brassicales; Brassicaceae. The transcript has 9 exons. The record is from RefSeq and is a predicted model, not a curated record. Gene Ontology annotation, cellular component: membrane. Gene Ontology annotation, biological process: CAAX-box protein processing.